Molecule: messenger RNA, 774 nt
Organism: Hydractinia symbiolongicarpus
Lineage: Eukaryota; Metazoa; Cnidaria; Hydrozoa; Anthoathecata; Hydractiniidae
Exons: 3
Coding region: 1-774 (257 amino acids)
Source: RefSeq, a predicted model, not a curated record
AUGAGGCCCCUUUUAAACCCAGAACAGCUUCUUGUUGCUGAUACUGUCCUUGCAGCACUGGUUGAAAAUAAUCAGCAAAGGUUUUUUCUGGAUGGUUCAGGGAGUAAUGAUGGUAAGACUGUACAGUUUUGGACAACAGUACGUGUAAGUAGUACUUUCCAGAUCGUUCAUCUACGCACCAACAUGAGAGCAGGGCUACAAAAGGAAGCUUUUGCAAAUUGGUUGCUUGAAUUAGGCGAUGGAAGGCUACUUGUAAAGCACUGCAAAGGCUGUAUUGAAAGCCUCCUGAAUGUGUCCUUCAACAUAAUGACAACCACAAUCAAGCUAUUAAACACUUCCGGGGAAUUGCUAACUUUUUUUUCCAUUGACUCAGUUGUUUCAGACGACCAUGAAGAAAUUAGUAUGUAUCAUAUGGAGUUUUUAAAAAGAAUUACACCUUCUGGUAUGCCGCCACGCAGGUUGCAUUUAAAAACCGGGUGUAUUGUAAUGUUCUUACGAAAUCUUAGCCUAAAACAUGGAUCGUGCGAUGGCACAAGAUUAGUUGUUUGCUGCACGAGAGACAAUGUUCUUGAUUGUGAAGUUCUUACUGGGAUUGCUGCAGGUAAUCGUGUACUAAUUCCAUGCAUUGCACUAGCUGCCAAUGAUACUAACUUGCCAUUUCAAAUUACAUGUGUUCAAUUUCCAUUACGUCUUUCAUUCGCCUCCACUAUAAACAAAUGUCAAGAUCAAACAAUUAAAAAAAGUUGGAAUAUAUCUGCGCAGACCUUGCUUUAG